UCCUCCUCUUCAUCAUCCUCCUCCUCAUCCUCGUUUGUUUCUCUUGUUUUGUUUUUUAAACCAUGUAACCGACUCGGUUCGGCAGAGAGGACGUUCGGGCUGCUCGGUGUCACCGAACCGAGCAGCACCACGGAGGAAGGGGCCCAAAACUUUUUCAUCCCGGACACGAAACGAAGAAAAAAAACAACAACAACAAGUUUUCAGAGCUGCAGCUUCGGGCCCGAUGGACAGAAGAGGGUCUGAGUCCGACGGCCAGGUGGACGUGUCUUCACCGUCUCCGUCCUGCGGCCUCACCAACAGGAGCAGCAGCUUCUUCAAGCUGAUCGACUCGUUCGCCUCAGAGAUCGGGGAGCUGAAGAAGGAGAUGGUCCAGACGAGUCCAGCUGUGGACAAAGACCUCGUGGACCUGGGCGGGCUGGAGGCAYGCGUCUACCUGCAGCCCCCUCAGUGUCUGGGGUCCGCAGGGGAACGGGAUUCUGGAUACGACUCGUUACGCAGGAAGAUGAGCGUGUUGGACAGGCUGACAGAAACCCACCCGGUCUGGCUGCUGCUGGGGGUCAGCGAGGAGAAGACCUCCUGCCUCCUGCUCCAACAGCCGGCAGGGGUGUUUCUGGUCAGGAAGUCYGCGGCUCUGCAGAGGAAGGUUCUUUCUGUCCGUCUGGAGGAGGAUCAAUCAGAACCUCCCGUCAGCCACUUCCCCAUCAGAGAGACCCAGUUCUCUUUUUCUCUGGAGGGAUCUGGGGUCGGCUUUGCAGAUCUGUUCCACCUUGUGGCUUUUUACUGCAUCAGCAGCUUUCUGGGACUCGGCUCUGUGCUGUCAGCGGCGCUCCUCCCUCCGGACCCGGCGCCCUCUGAGCCGGACCCUCAGCCCCGAGCGGACUAAGGUCGGGAGGUCACGGCCGUGGGACUGCAGCCUUCACAGCGACAGCGCGCCUCCCACCUUGCAGCUCCACACGGCCCCGCCCUCCUCUCACCUGGAGGGCAGGUUUUCCAGCGGACCCCUGUGUUUCGUGAACCCGCUGUUUCUGCAGACCCACCCCCGCCGCCAAGACGACCUCCCCCCUGAGCCGGAGGAAACGGCUGUGCUGGAACCGCCACCUAAGAGCCGGAACGUGGAUCAGAUCCAACCCACCUGUAAGUCCCCUCGCUCCAUGCCCCGCCGCCGGCCGGCCCCGCCUCCGCCCGGGCCUCCGGCAGGUGCCGGCAGAGCCAAGAGCAUGCUGGAGGUGGUGAACUCUAAAGCACAGCCCUCCGUCCGGCGCCCUGCACCCCCUCGACCGUCAAUGGGCUCCAAAUCCAGCAGCCCGUCCAAGAGCACCACCUCGCCCAGAGCCCCGCCUCCGCGGCCCAAGAAGCCCGACCUGGAGGACCACCGGUGCCACAUCGCCCUGGACGACGAGACCAUCGCCAAGGCUCUGUCCCGCGCCAGGCUGCCGCACUGCCAGCCGCCGCCGCCGCCGGCUGCGGACCGACCAGAGAACAACGCCGAGGGUCCUCAGGAGAGGGGCCGCCAGCGGCUCAGCGGCAUGAGCAUGUCCACGUCUUCCUCCGACUCGCUGGAUAACUCCCGGUCCCCCGGGUUCUCCCUGAAUCUGGCCCCGACCCAGUCCCAGCACCUCAACCACCAGGACACGGUGGAGGACAGCAGUGACGAAGACGAGGACGCGGAGGAGGAGGASGACGAGGACUACGGRGUGGGACUGGAAGCAGACCUGGAGAUGCGUUUUCGUCCGUCCUACAAGUCCCGGAGGGGACGGGUGGGCGUGAGCCUGAACGGCGGGUCCUUCAUCCUGCCCCGGUCUCUGAAGGGACGCUUCAGUAAGGUGAGCGGGAUGUUCAGCUCCCUCAUGACGCCGGAGAAACGGGCCGUGAAACGGGUCACCGAGCUGUCCCGGAACAAGAGCACCUACUUCGGCUGCUUGGUCCAGGAUUACAUCAGCUUCGUCCAGGAGAACCGGAGCUGCCACACGUCAGGGAUGGACUUCCUGCAGACCGUCAGGCAGUUCAUGACCCAGACCAAGGCCUACCUGCGCCAGACCUCCGAGCUGGACCCGCCCAUCGAGUCCCUCAUACCUGAAGACCAGAUCGGGGUACUACCUGACCAGCGCCUACGGAGCCAUGGCGCUCAUCAAGAACUUCCAGGAGGAGCAGGCGGCCCGGGUCCUGAGCUCCGAGGUCCGGAACACCCUGCACCAGUGGCACCGCCGGCGGACCACCCCUCGCUCGGCGCCGUCCGUGGACGACUUCCAGAACUUCCUCCGCGUCGCCCUGCAGGAGGCCGGCUCKGGCUGCACGGCCAAGACCCUGCAGGUGCACCCCUACACCACUGCCGAGGAGGUCUGCUCCCUCUGCGCCCGCAAGUUCAAGAUCCCCGACCCGGAGAACUACGCCCUGUUCCUGGUCACCGAGGACACGAGCCAGCAGCUGGCUCCCGACACGCACCCCCAACGGAUCAAAGCCGAGCUGCACAGCCGGCCGCUCACGCACGUCUUCCACUUCGUCUACAGGAAGGUGUCCAACCUGAAUCUCUGCAUCCCCAGCGUCYUGCAGAACGGGAACUGCCUCCCGGCCGACCCGUGAUGCAGAAGCGUUGAUCGUAUGUUUUUAAACGACGGCUUUGAGAAGGUCUGAUUGUUUGUGUUUUUACUGACACGCCUCUGAAAUGUUGAAKCUUAAAGGGAUCCCAGAUCAGUUGUAACAUUAGACUUUAUAUGAUAAA
Austrofundulus limnaeus is the source of this 2719-nucleotide messenger RNA. Its product is annotated as ras and Rab interactor 2. NCBI's taxonomy places the organism in Eukaryota, Metazoa, Chordata, Actinopteri, Cyprinodontiformes, Rivulidae. Gene Ontology annotation, cellular component: cytosol; endocytic vesicle. The record is from RefSeq and is a predicted model, not a curated record. Gene Ontology annotation, biological process: signal transduction; vesicle-mediated transport. Gene Ontology annotation, molecular function: guanyl-nucleotide exchange factor activity; small GTPase binding.